This is a messenger RNA of Aquila chrysaetos chrysaetos, 4254 nucleotides long. RefSeq names its product ariadne RBR E3 ubiquitin protein ligase 2 (gene ARIH2). Gene Ontology annotation, biological process: ubiquitin-dependent protein catabolic process; positive regulation of proteasomal ubiquitin-dependent protein catabolic process; protein polyubiquitination. Gene Ontology annotation, molecular function: zinc ion binding; ubiquitin conjugating enzyme binding; ubiquitin protein ligase activity. Gene Ontology annotation, cellular component: ubiquitin ligase complex; cytoplasm. The record is from RefSeq and is a predicted model, not a curated record. The transcript is spliced from 14 exons. Bases 1722 to 2960 code for a protein of 412 amino acids. Lineage: Eukaryota; Metazoa; Chordata; Aves; Accipitriformes; Accipitridae.
CUUUAUGAAUUGAAAAUGUUUUAUUCUUGGGUGCUUUUAUGAUGAAAGUAAUAAAAUUAGCACUACAGCUGAUCCAGUCAUUGCUUGCAGUUGGAGCAAAAUAGGAAUGGUCACAGAAGCUUUAUUAUUCUUCUAGAACUGUUAAUCUGGCAUCUUUGUGGAGCAUUAAUUCCACAUAAUGCCUGACAAAUAAUUUGACUCAAAAGCAUUUGAUUCUGUUAGGAUAGUUUGUUAGAUUUCAGAAAUGUGUAUGCUGGUAUUUGUAUUUCUCUUUCUAUACAUCUUCAUUCUUGAAUGUACUUGGUUCCUUCUCUGGGAACAAGUAACUUCAUGGAGGUCAUGGAGUCAUGAUGCUGCAACAGAUGCUACACCUCAGGCUCUGAAAAUCCACCUGGAAAAUACUCAUUUUCAUAUGUUACAGCUUAACUUUCCAGUUAAGUCUGGUGGCUUGGGUUUUUUUGUCAGGAUGGUAGUUCUUCCUUACUGCUACUGAGAAAUAAUUUCAUUGCUGUUAAAGAAUGAUUCAUUAGCAUGUGGUUUGCAUUUGCAGGAAGCCAGUCUUGUAGAGACCACGUUCCUGAUACUUGUUUGUUUUUCAAACGCGAAAUGCAGAUGUCUGCCUUGUACAAGCAAGUCAAAGGUGUCUGUCUGGGUCUGCCAGGCUGGGGGCUUAAGAUAACCCAUCCAAGGCUGGCAGUGGCACUUCAUCUGUACAAACUGGAGCAGACUGUAUGUGUUGUCAGCAGCAGCCUUGUCUGCCACGCUCCAUCUAAUCACAGGCUUCUGUGCUGGGAGGGAGGGCAGUGCUGCCUGGGCAGCCUUUGUUUUCUGAGGGUCACAUCACUGGUAAAGUUGAGGAAGGUGACAUACCAGAUCUUACACAGCAUGAGCUAAUGCUUCAGUUCAUUAGAAAAAGGAUUAUUUGAACAUUGAAAAUUACUCUUUUUUAUUACUUUCGUAGUGGUGAGCAAAGUGGGCAAAUCAGAAAGUAGAGGUGGCUAAGAGCCAGUUAAAAACCCCAGCUACAUCAUGUAUUGGUGCUAUGCUGCUUUAGCUCGCUGAACCAACCGUCCAGCUCUGACAAAUGCCAGUGCAGGACCAGGGUGGUAUCAUGUGGCAGGAAUAGGUCAGUUGUGUUGUGUUGUGAAACUGCACCUCUUCAGUGGGGUAGAUUUAGAAGAGUAAUGAGUAUGCUGACCCUAUGUGUGCAGAGCCUAUCUGUUUUGUAGAAGCAGCAAACAUUGCUUGUUUUUCCUUCCAGGGUUGUGUUGGGGUUGUUGUUUAUCUGUAUUACCAGUAUGUUGGAUCCUGUGAUCCACCUGUAGCAGGAUUCAAGAAGGCUUAUGGCUUUUCAGUGGAUGAUUGGGACUGACAGCUUCUCUAGAGAAAAAAAGGAGCUCUUCCUGCAGCUAGGAUGGAAGGAGUUGUGUUUUCUAUACGGGUAAUAGAGAUAGAGGUGCUAUGUUGACAGCUUGUCUUGGAGUGUGGGAGUUAGAGCCGUUUAACGUCAGAGGGUGUUUGAAUGCAGAAUGUGCAGACCACUGGGCUUGCCCAGGUGCUUCCUAGCACAGAGAGCAGUGAGGAAGCAGGGGUCAUGAGCCUUCUGAAUUCCCCUGGAAGAGGUGUCUUGUUUGCAGGAGACCUGUUUUGUUUGAACUCCAUGGGCCUGAUAAAGCCAUGAAGGGGUCAAGAGGCAGGUUGAAGGUCCAGCAGCUCAGCAGAUGCUUGUGGUCUUGGUAUCACAUGCUGUUGCAAAGCUAGUAUUAGUUAGUUUCCACUGGCAAAUCUCAGAGAUUUUGGAAAGGCACAAGUCUAAUGCUGCCCAAUUGCUAGUGGAAGCACGAGUUCAGCCCACCUCAUCCAAACAUGCAAUGGUACAUUCCUCCCAUCACUGCGCAGUGUGCAUGCAGUUUGUCCGGAAGGAGAACUUGCUCUCUCUGGCUUGUCAGCACCAGUUCUGUCGCAGCUGUUGGGAGCAGCAUUGUACAGUGCUCGUCAAGGAUGGUGUUGGAGUCGGGGUCUCCUGCAUGGCUCAGGACUGCCUACUUCGAACACCAGAAGACUUUGUGUUUCCAUUGCUGCCUAGUGAAGAGCUGAAAGACAAAUACAGGCGCUACCUCUUCAGGGAUUAUGUGGAGAGCCAUUAUCAGCUGCAGCUGUGUCCUGGUGCAGAUUGCCCUAUGGUCAUACAGGUACAAGAGCCAAAAGCCCGGCGAGUGCAGUGCAAUCGUUGCAAUGAGGUCUUCUGCUUUAAGUGUCGGCAGAUGUACCACGCACCCACAGACUGUGCUACCAUUCGGAAAUGGCUCACCAAGUGUGCAGAUGACUCCGAAACAGCCAACUACAUCAGUGCUCACACUAAAGAUUGUCCCAAGUGCAAUAUCUGUAUUGAAAAGAAUGGAGGCUGCAAUCACAUGCAAUGCUCCAAAUGCAAGCAUGACUUCUGCUGGAUGUGUCUGGGAGACUGGAAGACUCACGGCAGCGAGUACUACGAAUGCAGUCGGUACAAAGAGAAUCCUGAUAUUGUAAACCAGAGUCAGCAAGCACAGGCCAGGGAGGCCCUUAAGAAGUACUUGUUCUAUUUUGAGAGGUGGGAGAAUCACAAUAAAAGCCUACAGCUGGAGGCACAGACUUACCAACGAAUCCAGGAGAAAAUCCAAGAAAGAGUUAUGAACAACUUGGGAACAUGGAUAGACUGGCAAUACCUACAAAAUGCUGCAAAACUACUUGCAAAGUGUCGUUACACCCUGCAGUACACAUAUCCAUAUGCCUACUACAUGGAGUCUGGUCCCAGAAAGAAACUGUUUGAAUACCAGCAGGCCCAGCUGGAAGCUGAAAUUGAAAAUCUCUCGUGGAAGGUGGAGCGAGCAGACAGCUAUGACAGAGGGGACUUAGAGAACCAGAUGCACAUAGCAGAGCAGAGACGGAGGACCCUGCUGAAAGACUUCCAUGACACAUAAGACAGGAGGAAGUGACAAAGUGCAGGGGUGAGAGCAGCGAGUGAAGUGAUGGCAGCUUCACCGGGAUAAGCAGGCACUGCCUCUGGGAGAACACGGCCAAGGACAAAGCCACCCCUCCCCUUGCAAGUCAGACACAUGCAAACACCACAUCUUAGUCCAGUUUGUUCUCUUAUCUUUCUGUUUCUGUUUCUGCCAGGCUAGAGGCCAGAUUUCAGAUUGGCAUAUUUCCUGGGACAUUGCCCUCCUGCCCUUGAUGGUUUCAGAAGGGGAGGGAGUUUUUCUCUGAAUGGCUGUUAAUAGUAUUAGAUCAUUACAAUUUAUGUAAUUUUCAACGGUUGUACAAUUAUACAGACAAACCUUAGAAUAACACACAACCCUUUUUAAAAAUAAAUUGGCAGUGGAGUGUUUUUCCUUAAUCUGCUUGUAAAUUUAAUGGGCUUUUCCCCCUCUCCCUCUCCCUUCCUCUGACCCAAAAAUCCUCCUAGGCACUGAAGGAGGUACAAAAUAUCUCAGCUAGAUUUUCUGAUGCUCCUUUAACCAGGGCAUUGUAGCAUUGGCAUUGCACGAGGAGAGUGGCUGGCGUUAAGAGUGGCUGCUGCUGUGUCUGACCCAACAGUACCAGCAGUGGCCAUGAUUUAGUAUGAUUACAUGUGACAUCUCUUUUCUUGUAAAUCAGCUGUGCAAAAUCCUGCUACACAAACAAAAGCAAACAGAGGAAUUGUAGGGGAGAGACCAGGCUAACACUGGGGGAUAUGCCUUGAAUCAGGUCUGAUUCUGCAUUUGAUGAAUUUUAGGUCUUCCAUGUAGAUUUUUGCUUUACUUGUUUUUGGGGAGGAUGUAUUGCCAAAGUGAGUGAUGAGGGAAUAGUAGCAUACAGUUGUUAAUCAAGGCUUGGGGCUUUUGCAGAGUGAAACAAUCCAUGUUAUAACAGUGUCAUGCAGCCUGGUAAAGAUUAUUUGUGCCUGCUGGGUAACAUGGCUAAGAAAAUUUGAUCCCAUUCAUCAAGGUGAGACUAAACACUGCUACAUUAUGAGGAGGAAAGAUUAUGUACAACACACUCCCUGGCACAUGUUGGCAAUGUGGACGGGCACUUGAAUACAGGUGCACUGCUUGUGCAGAGCCUGCACCAAGCCAUGCAGAAAAUUAACUAGCAAAAUUAAUUUAUUUGUAUAUUAGUAUUGAUACUGGUGGGGACUUAUCAGAAAAUUGAUUGUUAGGAGCAUGUGGAGCUUUUUUAUUAACAUUCUUUUUUUCUAAUGUAAAAUAUACACUAAAAUAAAAAUAUGAAAACCUA